This is a messenger RNA of Phytophthora infestans T30-4, 720 nucleotides long. RefSeq lists its product as uncharacterized. Lineage: Eukaryota; Oomycota; Peronosporomycetes; Peronosporales; Peronosporaceae. The record is from RefSeq and is a predicted model, not a curated record. Bases 1 to 720 code for a protein of 239 amino acids. The transcript has a single exon.
AUGCCGACGUCCAGUACCCGUCGCAAUGCCAACCGUGCUCGGUGUCAGUUCGCUGGUUGUGACAAGUUCGCUCAGACCCGAGGACUGUGCAAGGCUCACGGCGGUGGCUCUCGUUGCCGUGACCCGCAGUGCAACAAGCUCGCUCAAAGUCGUGGCUUGUGCAUUGCCCACGGUGGUGGCCGUCGCUGCCAGUUUGACGGCUGCCAGAAGCUGGCACAGUCCAAGGGCUACUGCAUUUCACACGGCGGCGGCCGUCGCUGUACCAUCCCGAACUGCGAGAAGUUCUCUCAGGUCAAGGGCCGCUGCAAGUCUCACUCCAAGCUUCUGACGGUCGGAUUGUACUCUCCGUCCCACGGCGUCGUGACCCCACCCAGCUCGACCGGCAACUCGUUCAUCUCACCCACUAGAACUAAGCUUUCGAUCGACUUCCUGGUGAACCCGCUUUUGCGCAGCUCUUCCAUUGGCGACAAGGUGCCGACCAAACAUAUUCAAGUGCCUGCCUUACGUCCCAUUACGCAACUCGCUAACCCAUUCACCUCGACUGGCAUGGGCUGCCAUCCUCGAUACGACACACAAGUGUUGGGCAACCAGCGAUCAUUGCUGUCGUUUCGUGAGUCGCACGGACCCGUCACGUCCCACCCGGCACCCCAGCCUCAAUAUGCGGCCGCGCCGGGACACUACCAGGCACCAAUUCUGCCACCGCUUACGAUGUACCGCUAA